Molecule: messenger RNA, 1101 nt
Organism: Ichthyophthirius multifiliis
Lineage: Eukaryota; Ciliophora; Oligohymenophorea; Hymenostomatida
Exons: 7
Biological process (GO): protein phosphorylation
Cellular component (GO): nucleus; cytosol; protein kinase CK2 complex
Molecular function (GO): ATP binding; protein serine/threonine kinase activity
Source: RefSeq, a predicted model, not a curated record
AUGAACCCUUAAAGUAAAGUAAUUCUUCCAAAAUAUUACUCUAAAAUAAAUCAAAAUAUGCCAAAAGAAUAUUGGAAUUAUGAAGAAUUUGAAAAUGAAUGGGGAAACAUAGAUAAUUAUGAAGUCAUAAGAAAAAUAGGAAGAGGAAAAUAUUCCGAAGUAUUUGAUGGAAUAAGUGUAACCCCAUAAAAAAGAAUAGUAAUAAAGGUACUUAAGCCAGUAAAGAAAAGCAAAAUAAAACGAGAAAUAAAAAUUUUGUAAAUACUCAAAGGAGGUCCUAAUAUAGUUGAAUUAUAAGAUGUAGUAAGAGAUUCGGCAUCAAAAACACCAGCUUUAAUUUUCGAAUAUGUUGAAAAUGUUGACUUUAGAAGUUUAUUUCCAUAAUUAACUGAUUAUGAAAUAAGAUAUUAUUUAUAUGAACUUAUGAAAGCCUUAGAUUACUGUCAUAGUAAAGGAAUAAUGCAUAGAGAUAUUAAACCAUAAAAUAUAAUCGUAGACCCAAAAAAUAAAAUUUUGAAAUUAAUUGAUUGGGGUUUAGCUGAAUUUUAUCAUCCUGAAUAAAAUUAUAAUGUUAGAGUAGCUUCUAGAUAUUUUAAAGGACCUGAACUUCUUGUUGAUUAAAAUUAUUAUGAUUAUUCUUUGGAUAUUUGGAGUUCAGGUGUUAUGUUUGCUUCUAUGAUUUUUAAAAAAGAACCGUUCUUUUAAGGAGCUGAUAAUUAAGAUUAAUUAGUUAAAAUUGCCAAAGUAUUAGGAACUGAGGAUUUACAUAAAUACAUUAAAAAAUAUGAUUUAGUUUUAGAUCCUUUAUACAAUAAAAUAUUAGGAAAUUAUCCAAAAAAACCAUGGAACAAAUUUACAAAUGAUGAGAAUAAACAACUCUGUAAUGAUUAAGCAAUUGAUUUAUUGUCUAAAAUGCUUAUUUAUGAUCAUGCUUAAAGAAUAACACCAAAGGAUGCUAUGGAACAUCCAUAUUUUGAUAUAGUCAAAGGAACUAAUUAAAUUCAAAAAAAAUGAAACGGAGAAUAUUAAAUAUAUAAAGGAAUCUUAAAAAAAAUAUUUCAUAUAAAGCAUAUACAAAUAAGUUUUUUUUAUAAAAUAUUC